This is a messenger RNA of Maylandia zebra (zebra mbuna), 1261 nucleotides long. Lineage: Eukaryota; Metazoa; Chordata; Actinopteri; Cichliformes; Cichlidae. The record is from RefSeq and is a predicted model, not a curated record.
AUGAGUUCAGUUCAGUAUCUGAGAGAGUUCAUCAAGGAGAGACUAACUGCUGUUGGUGAGGAAAUCUUCUCAGAGGUUCAAAAAACCAUCGUCCAGUAUGAGGAGGAGAUCAACCGUCAGCACAGACUGCUGGAUAUCAGCCGGAAACCCGACAGAAACUCACACAUCAUAGACCCCCCACAACAACAUGUCUGUGAGGAAGAGGAGGGUCUGGAUGAGCAGCAGGUCUGUAACCAGGAGAGGAACUCCAGUCUGGACCAGGAGGACCCAGAGCCUCCACAGAUUAAAGAGGAACAGGAGGAGCUCUGCAGCAGUCAGGAGGGAGAGCAGCUUGGACUGAAGCAGGAGACUGAACAAAAACUAAGCAGUGAGCAGCUCCUUUCUCACAGCUCUCCUGAAGCAGAGAGCCAAGAUCAAGUAGAAAGUCAGCAUGUGGACUCAGGAUCAACUAGAAACGUGGAGCUGAAGCAGAGAAGACAUCACAGAAAGACAAGUCACGAUCAGAGAGUAGACAGCACUCCUGUGUCAGACAGUCAGAGUAAAACUGAAACAAAGACAAAUGUUUUAAAAUGUGACAGCUGUGGAAAAACUUUCAACUCUGAAUCCGAUCUGACUACACAUCGGAGAGUUCACACACGUAAUAAAUCAUGUUGUUGUUGUUGGACCUGUAGGACAAAAUUCAGUCAGUGCUUGAAAAUUCACACAGGUAAGAAAUCACAUCCUUGUAGCACCUGUGGGAAGGAAUUAGUUUCAAAGUCAGCACUAGAAGCUCACAUAAGAACUCACACAGGUGAGAAGCCGUUUUCUUGUAGCACCUGUGGGAAAAGUUUCUGUCAGAAAUCAAACAUGGAAAUUCAUACAAGAACUCACACAGGUGAGAAACCGUAUUCUUGCAGAACCUGUGGGAAAAGAUUCAGUGAGAAAUCAAACAUGGAAAUUCAUACAAGAACUCACACAGGUGAGAAGCCGUAUUCUUGUAGUACCUGUAAUAAAACAUUCACUCAGAACUCAACACUGCGAUCUCACGUAAGAACUCACACAAGUGAGAAACCGUAUUCUUGUAGUACCUGUAAAAAAACAUUCACUCAGAACUCAACACUGCGAUCUCACGUAAGAACUCACACAAGUGAGAAGCCGUUUCUUGCAGACCUGUGGGAAAAGAUUCAGUGAGAAAUCAAACAUGGAAAUUCAUACAAGAACUCACACAGGUGAGAAGCCGUAUUCUUGUAGUACCUGUAAAAAAACAUUCACUCAGAACUCA